CCAUGUCGCGCUACUCAAGAGACGACCCACGUUCGAUUUUCUUCAGCGGAAGCCCCAGCACCGGCACGUCUCCGCUCAGAGGCUACGCCGGUUCGGAGCUGUUCCGGCGAAACCCGGCCGCCCCGAGUGCCCAACCCCCGGCCGACACUCCCAAGGAGGCUCCGGCGGCGACGGAAGCGGAGGAAGCGAAACCGGCGCCCCACUCACCGGUGGUGCGCAUCAUCCCCAUCCUCUACCCGGCGCAACCGGCCCGCCUCAUCGGCAACCCCACCAGCUACGGUCGCCCGCCCGCACCCCCAAACGAGCCGGAAGAUGCGGCGCGCCCUCUGAGGACCUCCCUCCUGGACCAGCAGCCCUCGACCAGCGCCGCCGCCGCCGCACCGCCCACCACCCCCAACCCAGGCAUCCUCAAGUCACCGUACAGCAACCCGACCCCCUCCACCAGCACCCCCUCGCGCGUUUCCUUCUCGAACGCGCGCACCAACCCACCGCCGAACACGGCCCGAACGAACGGCAACGGGUCCGCCACCCAGCGCCCGACCACCGGCGGCGACAUGGCCGGCACUAGCAGCGCCAUCCCGUCCGCUUCCGCCCGCGACCCCCCACCCGCCACCAACGGAGUGCACGGCCGGGUUCUCAAUCCCAAGCUGAACGCCAGCUCCGAGCUGCAGCCCAACUCACCUCCACCGGAUAGCUACGGUGGUGGUGGUGGUGGUGGUGGCGGGGGUGGCAGUAGUGGUGGCGCAGCGAGACGAGACGGUCGGAUGCAGCUGGCCCUCUACGGCUGGCGCAAGAAGUGCCUGUACGCGCUCAUGUUCGCCCUCAUGGUGAUGAUCAUCGUCAAUCUGGCGCUCACGCUGUGGAUCAUGAAAGUGAUGGAGUUCUCUUCGAAUGGUAUGGGCCAGCUGAAGAUAGUCCCGGGUGGACUCCAGCUGUCGGGUCAAGCGUUGAUACUGAACACGCUCCGUGCAUCUUCCAUCCGCUCGAAGCACGGCCAACCUAUCUCCAUUGAAUCUUCACGUAAUCUAACUGUCAACACACGAAACCCGAACGGAGCGGUGGAAACGCAGCUCUUCCUCGGACACGACCGGUUGGAUGUGGCGGCGCAGCACUUCCGCAUCACGGACACGCACGGCAACGCCCUGUUCGCCGUCGACCGGGAAGCGGUGGUCAUCGGCGCGGGCUCGCUGCGGAUGGAGGGUGAGGGUGGCGUCAACUUCGGUGACUCCAUCCAGACGCCGGUCGUACGGGCAGAGGCUGGCAAGGAUUUGAUGCUUGAGUCACCGACUAGAGCUUUACAUGCGCAAGCAACUCAGGAAAUCUACAUCCAAUCGCUUGCCGGCGGCAUCGAAACCACCUGCCUCAACGAUUUGAAACUGCGCUCCGUGGAUGGAACUAUUCGACUCGACUCCAGAGCUAUCUACAUGCCGAAUUUGAAAACCGUUCACGCACUGCCGGGAAGCAGCAGCUCCAGCUACCUGUCGAGCUCGUCCAGUGCGCGAGGUGAGCCGUCGGCGGGCAAAAUCUAUCAGCUGUGUGUGUGCGAGAACGGCAAGCUGUUCCUAGCGGCACCGAACGGGAUCUGCGCCAGCGACGACAGCGCCACCUGCAGGUAA
Anopheles coustani is the source of this 1616-nucleotide messenger RNA. RefSeq names its product YEATS domain-containing protein 2. The coding region runs from base 3 to 1616 and encodes 537 amino acids. Gene Ontology annotation, biological process: cardiac muscle tissue development; heart contraction. The transcript has 6 exons. Gene Ontology annotation, cellular component: sarcolemma; sarcoglycan complex. The record is from RefSeq and is a predicted model, not a curated record. NCBI's taxonomy places the organism in Eukaryota, Metazoa, Arthropoda, Insecta, Diptera, Culicidae.